AUGUGCGAAAAAUCUUUACAAAUCAUUAAUAACCUUUUGAUUGAUAAUGUCUCUACCCCACUCGAUUUCGUGGAGACCUGUGAGCACGUGACAACGAUAUGCAAGCAAACCUUUUCAUGGAGCUUGUGCGAAGAAGUCGUUUCUCCUCAGGUAAUUGUAAACAACAUAACGACCGCCUACAUUCUUGUCUACCAUCUCGUUUCCCACCCAUGCUCAAAUAUCCCCGAUACUAUUCCAGAGCAUGCUCAAAUUAUUGAGGGACAACAAAUAUAUCUUGUAUAUGAAAAUAUGAAGACCAUGAUUGGACAGCAUCUGAUAGAUAAGGUUUUACCAAAGUUUUGCCUUUGCUUGACCUCACGAGAUUCCAUCAUCGAGUUGUAUGUCCAACAGUGGAAAUUUUUUCUAGUAUGCGUCGUAAAUCUAAAGGCGAUAUUUUCUUCCCUCCUUCAGUGUUAUAACUCGAUGGAACACACUGAAAAUAAACUCAAAAAUACCGAGGACACUGCAUUACUGAAAUGGUCUGAUAUUAUUCUCACUGAAGAAGUUCAAGAAUAUCUUUCUCAUGAAUUUUUGGACUUAGCAACCGAGAACAGGUACAAUGUAAACGGUCUGAAGCACCAAAAUCAUUCUUUAGAUUUUGUUGAAUCACCGGAGACUUUACAUUUUUACGAUGCGAAUGAGUUAGCGAGUCCGACAGACGCUGUCAAUUCGGAUCGCCGUAGUAAGGUUUCUUAUGUGAGCGAGGUGAGGGAUGCGUUGGUGAUGUUACCAAACCCAGAAUUCUAUAAGGGAAUUAUUGAGGAUAACUAUAUUUCUGAAAUGUGUCAUUAUUACACAGUUGAAUCUGGACUUAUGGAAAGUCUUGGGAUUUAUGAAUAUUCGAUUAGGACCCUAGGGAUUAUUCAAAGAGAGACCGAACAGGCCAAACGAUAUCUUUUGUCGAAGCAUGUGGCGCUUGAUAAGCUUGUGGAUGUUUUCGUGGACCAGCAUGAACUUUACUUCGAAGAAUCCCCCCUGGAGAGCUGGCUAAGAGAUAGUAAUGAAACCAAACGGAAGGAGAUUCUAUCCGUAUACAAAUUACUUUCCUUGAGUGAGAACGUUGGUGUUCCUUUCAUUCAGUCUCUUUUCACACAAACUGUUACGAAGUUGAUAGCAUCGGAAGUCGAAAGGGUGGCGAUGACAACAGGUGGCGAUACGUACGGUAGGAUUAUUCACACAUUCCUUACAAUCACUAAUCAACUGAAGCACCUCGUUUCGGAUGUUUUUUUCAGUAACGUAGGCAUGAUUGAAGCAAUGGAAAAGGGUAUAAGGCAGAGCAUCCUACAAUGCAGUGAAUCAGUCAAUUUUAAAUCAUUGUCUAAGCGUCUUGUAUCUAUUUCUUCUGAUGCAUUAGUUAGAUCAGAGUGUGAAACAGAUAUCUCUCUAACGAUAGAAGACACUGUCUGCGUGUAUUACUUCUUGCCUGAUUCAGAGCCAUCAGUAAAAGAAAUUUUUCUGAUAGAGUACCAGAAUUAUCUUGCUCGAAGAUUGUUAUUUGAAGCGUAUGAUUUAUCUCGUGAAAAGGCAGUUCUUAAUUUAUUAGCUCAAGUUCAGCAAAACCAAAGUUUAUUUUUCUGCAGAAGUAUGGUCAAGGACAUCGAAACUGAAGCUGCUCGUCUGAAAAGCUAUGCAAAGGGUGGAAUAGCUGUCUCACCAAUUAUUAUUUCUGGGGGGAUGUGGCCAUCUUCACCUAGGAUAGCCGCCAGGUUACCAGAUUCUUUGCAAGGAAUAAUACAAGAGAGCUACCAAGAGGCCAUUAAAAGACAUUUUAGAAGUCAAGUUAAUUUAUCAAUGGGAUUUUCCUCGGCAAUAUUAGUUGUAAAUUUCCCUCACAGGCCACCAUUUCGCUUGCGUGUAUCUUUGCUUCAACUGUGUAUAGCUUUAUCUUUUAACUUAAAGAAUGAGUGGAAGUUGAGUGAUCUAUGUGAACAGAUUGGCUGCUCCGAGGCAGAUUGUAGCUUUGCUUUAGGUCCGUUCAUUAAAAAGACUAUUCUGCAAAGUAUAUAUCCCUUAGAGACCAUUUCUGUCAUACGAGUUGGAACUUUUAAAAAAGUUGGCUUCUCAAAAUAUUUUAAUUUAAUACCUGACACUUUCCGCGAACCACUUAUUUUGCUUUCUAAUUGCAAUAUGAAUACUACUACACACACUAAGUUGCAGCUUGGCUCGCACGCCAUUGAGAGCCGUAUUGUUCAGUUACUAAAAAACAAAGGGCCGCAGCCUUUUGAUCAGCUUCUUCAAGAUUUGAAUACUAUUUUCCACCCAUCACAGGUGAGCGUAUUUGAAUUCAAAAAAAGAUUAGAGAAUAUACUUGCUCGCGGCUUCAUUGAGCGUGACCAAGACAAAUGUUUCAAACUUAUUCCUUGA
This is a messenger RNA of Phytomonas sp. Hart1, 2403 nucleotides long. The record is from the annotation of a GenBank genome assembly. Lineage: Eukaryota; Euglenozoa; Kinetoplastea; Trypanosomatida; Trypanosomatidae.